Clarias gariepinus (North African catfish) is the source of this 962-nucleotide messenger RNA. RefSeq names its product mitochondrial ribosomal protein S7 (gene mrps7). NCBI's taxonomy places the organism in Eukaryota, Metazoa, Chordata, Actinopteri, Siluriformes, Clariidae. Bases 38 to 730 code for a protein of 230 amino acids. Gene Ontology annotation, biological process: translation; ribosomal small subunit assembly. The transcript has 5 exons. The record is from RefSeq and is a predicted model, not a curated record. Gene Ontology annotation, cellular component: ribosome. Gene Ontology annotation, molecular function: rRNA binding; mRNA binding; structural constituent of ribosome.
CGACACAUCCGGGUCCUUCAGGAUCACAGACUUCAAAAUGGCGGCGUCCAUCAUCACCAAGCUGUUAGCAGCCUGGACUCCCAGGUUCUAUCCGGUCAGGUGGACCCGCUACAACCCGUACUACCUAGAACCCGACCCUUGUAAGGAGGUCUAUUCCAUCCCUGAGUCGGAGCUCAGCGCUGAGCAGAAGGAGGAAAAAGAGCUGAAAACCCUGAGACCCAUCAAAGCAGCCAAGUCCAGUGCCACCAGCUCGCCAUUUGAUGAUCCAGUGAUCAGCAAGUUCAUCAACAUGAUGAUGCAGGAUGGGGACAAGGUGCUGGCUCGAGGAAUCAUGACGCAGACUUUGGAGUCGAUCAAGAGAAGGCAGGUGGAGAAGUAUCACCGCGCUCAGACCGCAGAGAGGGAGGAGAUAGAGUGUAACCCCUACGCCAUCUUCCACCAGGCCUUAGAGAACUGCAAACCCAUUAUCGGCCUGGCCAGCAUUCAGAAGGGAGGCAGGAACUACCAGGUUCCCGUUCCUCUGACGGAUAAGCGGCGCCGUUUCCUGGCCAUGAAGUGGAUGAUCACGGAGUGCAGAGACAACAAACACCGGCGCACACACAUGUACGAGAAACUCUCCCAGGAGCUCCUCGCCGCCUUCAACAACGAGGGCAACGUCAUCAAACGCAAACACGACCUGCACAAGAUGGCUGAAGCCAACCGGGCGUACGCGCACUACCGCUGGUGGUAACGAUGAAUGGAGCGUGGGUUCUUCUUCUUCUCCUCACACACACACCACGUCGUGUUUGGGAUUGGAGCACAGCCUCGGACUGGUUAAGAUGUACAACAUAGAUUCUUAACCUGAGACUCUUCGCUUAUUCUAAUGUCUGUUUAAUGUAAUUAUGUGAACAUAAAUAUGACAAUGUAUUUGUGUGCGUGUUUUUUUUUUUGUUACUGUUAAUAAAUAAAUAAAUUUCUUUGGA